Fundulus heteroclitus (mummichog) is the source of this 1523-nucleotide messenger RNA. It is a transcript of the gene agmat, whose product is annotated as agmatine ureohydrolase (agmatinase). The transcript has 7 exons. The record is from RefSeq and is a predicted model, not a curated record. NCBI's taxonomy places the organism in Eukaryota, Metazoa, Chordata, Actinopteri, Cyprinodontiformes, Fundulidae. Gene Ontology annotation, molecular function: metal ion binding; agmatinase activity. The coding region runs from base 103 to 1182 and encodes 359 amino acids.
GGAGAACUGAAAAUUACGAGCUCACGCGUGAACCCAAAUGCAGCAGAGGUUUACGCUGGUUGACCUUUGGCACUUUUAUCACGUCUGAUUUAAAUCACCAAAAUGUUUCCAGUUUGGAGAAACCUAACUCUAUCUCGGGCUGCAGCGGUUCCCUUUUCUUUACCGCCGCGGCGAGCUUUGGAUCAGCGCAGCUGCCGAACCGGAACGCGCUCCGUUCCGAACAGAAAGAGCUCCGGGAGUCGCUACAAUGUUCCACCGAGCGCCGAGUUUGUUGCGCGGGUGUCUGGGAUCCCCACCAUGGCCAAGCUGCCGUACCGGGAGACGGCCGACGGGCUGGACGCGGCGUUCGUUGGCGUCCCGAUCGACACCGGGACCUCGAACCGGCCUGGAGCAAGGUUUGGUCCACGGCAGAUCAGAGGGGAGUCUGCCCUGCUGAGGGCUUACAACAGCGGCACCAGAGCAGCACCUUACGAGUCCCUGAUGGUCGCCGACAUUGGGGAUGUAAACGUUAACAUGUAUGAUUUGAAAGACACCUGCAAGCGCAUCAGGGAGGCCUACAGAAAGAUCCUGGCCACUGGAUGUAUCCCUCUGACUAUGGGUGGCGAUCACACAAUUGCAUACCCAAUCCUGCAAGCUGUUGCUGAGAAGCACGGCCCCGUGGGUCUCGUCCAUGUGGAUGCUCAUGCUGACACCAGUGACGUGGUGCUGGGGGAGAAGAUCGGCCACGGGACCCCGUUCCGACGCUGUGUGGAGGAGGGGCUCCUGGACUGUCGCAGGGUGGUUCAGAUCGGCCUGCGGGGGACCGGGUACUCACCGGACUCGUACGAGUGGAGUCGGGCCCAGGGUUUUCGUGUGGUCCAGGUGGAAGAGUGUUGGUUCAAGUCUCUCACACCCCUGAUGUCCGAGGUCAGGGCCCAGAUGGCCAGUGGCCCGGUCUAUCUCAGUUUUGAUAUUGAUGCUCUUGAUCCAGGUUUUGCACCCGGGACAGGAACACCGGAGAUAGCGGGACUCACUCCCAUACAGGGUGUUGAGAUCAUCCGAGGCUGUCGGGGUCUUAACCUUGUCGGAUGUGAUCUAGUGGAGGUGUCUCCACCCUAUGACACGACAGGAAACACUGCCUUGACUGGGGCCAACCUCCUCUUUGAGAUGCUAUGUGUUCUGCCAAAAAUUAAAUACUACUGACCUGGAUGUAAAGUUUGAAGCCACUCUUCAGGUGCAUAGUUCAAGUUCUGAAGUUAAAUAUGAUUUGUUUUCUUUUUUCCCAUGCACACCCUUAUAAUUGCUCGACGUGUAAAAUGAGUUAUCCUCUUUUUAUCGCAGGUGCAUCUAUAGGCUGGAUUAGUCAGUUCAUGAGAGAGAUAUUUGGCCGAAUCCUCUGGGCGUGCAAGCUCUCGUUCACCUGGCCACUUUGUUAAGUCUCCGCCGUAAUCAAUGCAUUAGCAAGAGAAAAGGGGCUAACUUCAGUAUUUAUAACUUUCUUUCCUCAGAAGACAUUAUGCAUGUAGACAAAAAAAAAAAAAAAA